UUCAUUUACCUUCAGGUGUGUAUUGUGGUGACACAAGCAAAGUGUGGUUAGCGUCGAUUAACUAGAUUGCAGGAGUUGAUUAAUUGAAAUUAAGGAUAAAAAUGGCUUACGUGGAUAAUAUUGUUCAACGACACAAAAAUCCUGUUACGGAACACAUGAUUGGAGCGGACUGGCUCAAUUCGGAGCAGAGCACAGGGACAUCAAUCAUGGCGUGUGAAUUUGAUGGUGGUGUCGUAAUAGGUGCUGACUCCCGGGGAACAACGGGAGCUUAUGUUUCCAACCGUUUCGCCGACAAACUAACAAGAGUGACGGAUUACAUUUACUGCUGCCGUUCCGGCUCAGCGGCGGACACCCAGGCCAUCGCCGAUAUAGUCGCGUACCACUUAGGGUUGCACCAGAUGGAGCUGGGCACGCAACCCUUGGUGGAAACCGCUGCCAACGUGUUCCGCGAGAUAUGCUACAACUACCGGGACUCGCUGAUGGCCGGGAUUCUCGUGGCGGGAUGGGACAAGCAAAAGGGCGGCCAGGUCUACAGCAUUCCCAUAGGCGGUAUGUGCGUGCGACAGCCAAUCUCCAUCGGCGGCUCCGGCUCGACGUACGUGUACGGCUACGUGGACGCGCAUUACAGGCCCGACAUGACGAAGGACGAGAGCCUCAAGUUGGUCGAAAACACACUGGCGUUAGCCAUGGCUCGCGACGGUAGCAGCGGCGGCGUCGUACGCACCGGCGUCAUCACCGAGAAGGGAAUCGAGCGGAAGGUCAUACUGGGCAAUGAAUUGCCGCGCUUCUACGAGGGCUGAAGUUUCAUCACCUCUCCGUUUUUCUUUCUGUCGCGCGAGAUCGUUAAUAUUUCUAGAGAUUUUCGCCACUGGGUUCGCUGAUUAAAGGAUACAAAGUGUGAUCGGACGUA
Molecule: messenger RNA, 910 nt
Organism: Dinoponera quadriceps
Lineage: Eukaryota; Metazoa; Arthropoda; Insecta; Hymenoptera; Formicidae
Gene: Prosbeta1
Product: proteasome subunit beta type-6
Exons: 5
Coding region: 102-800 (232 amino acids)
Cellular component (GO): proteasome core complex
Molecular function (GO): threonine-type endopeptidase activity
Source: RefSeq, a predicted model, not a curated record